GUCUGUCGGGAGCUAUUAACGGGUACGUAGAAUCGUUUACUAACGUUAACCACAUCUCAGUCUCAUUCUCAACGCUAGCAUGUACAUCAGCAGCAUCAUGUGUGUGCUAUCAGUUGUGUAAGCUAGCUCUGAGAGCUAAACGCCACUUUUCAGGGCUUCAAGAUAGACACAGUUUAGAUGGAUACCAGUGUUAGCUACUAAAUUAAUGCUGGUGUAGUGAAACACUUUUUAAUCGAGCCCCCCAGUGUCUUAUCAUGAGUCUUUAUCAGGCCACUGCUAACACGGCUAAUCAUUAACAGCAAGCGGUGAUUUGGUGCGUUGGAGCGGAAUAACAUGAGCGGUUGUUUUAGGCUACUGUGAAGCCACAUACCGGUAGUAGGAAAAGUGGCAGUUAUAUUAAUUGAUGCUAAGUGAAACUCCAACACGCAAUGUUAAAACACAAUGUAACCGGAAAGUAGACCGUGUCCACGUCUCACGCCUCCAUCCUCUCUGCGCUCAGAUCACAAUUAUCGCAGUGGAGAAGUGCUCCUUGGAUUCAACAAUGGCUGUUUGAGACAGGCCGAGUCUUAGCCCUCCAGUGACACACCCACCUCCCUUUCUCUUUUGCUUGGCCCACACCGCUCCUUUCAUUUCGCCCAGUAUUUAAUCGUUCUGUUCCACCACCUCAUCUCAGUUUCUGGUGCUACCAGGGAUCAGUCUGUCCUCUUUAUCACUCCCCUGUCACUGUCCUGUUACCUCCUCUCUGAAUUGAGGUUGAAGGCUUUAAAUCGCUCAGGAUGGUUGCUGAGGUAGACUCAGCGUCUCAGGGCAGCGGUGUACGGCUGAAGCAGGAGAUUUCCCUCCUCCACGGGGUCUGCCUCAUCGUGGGAAAUAUGAUCGGCUCUGGCAUCUUCGUGUCACCUAAGGGGGUUCUUAUGUACACAGGCUCAUUUGGCCUGUCCCUGGUAGUGUGGGCCAUUGGAGGGAUAUUUUCUGUGUUUGGGGCGUUGUGCUAUGCUGAGCUGGGAACCACCAUCCGUAAAUCUGGAGCUUCCUAUGCCUACAUCCUUGAGGCCUUUGGAGGCUUCUUGGCUUUUAUUCGACUGUGGACGUCAUUGUUGAUAGUAGAGCCGGCCUGCCAGGCAGUGAUAGCCCUAACCUUCUCCAACUACCUGGUCCAGCCUUUCUACCCCACCUGUUCAGCCCCCUAUGACGCUGUUCGUCUCAUCGCUGCUGUCAUCAUAUGUCUGUUGACUUUUGUGAACUGUAUGAAAGUGAAAUGGGGAGCUAUUCUUCAGGUUAUCUCCACUGUAGCCAAGGUCCUAGCUCUCAUUGUCAUCAUCAUUACUGGCCUGGUUAAGCUGGCACAAGGUUUUGACCAGAACUUCGAGAACUCAUUCAGAGGGUCCAAGCUGAACCCUGGUGAUAUGGCCCUGGCCCUCUAUUCAGCACUCUACUCCUACUCAGGCUGGGACACGCUCAACUUCAUCACAGAGGAGAUCAAAAACCCAGAGAGGAAUCUGCCCUUAUCCAUUGCUAUUUCCAUGCCCAUUGUCACAGUGAUCUACAUCUUGACCAACAUAGCUUAUUACGUCGUCAUGGAUGCAGACAAAGUGCUCAGCAGUGAAGCUGUUGCUGUGACAUUUGCAGAUGAGGUGCUGGGCUGGGCUCGCUGGCUGAUCCCCUUGUCUGUGGCCAUUUCCUGCUACGGAGGCCUCAACUCCUCCAUCAUUGCUGCCUCCAGGUUGUUCUUUGUUGGUUCCAGAGAAGGCCACCUGCCGAAUGUCCUGUGCAUGAUCCACAUUAAGCGUUUCACUCCAAUUCCUGCCCUGCUUUUCAAUGGUGGCAUGUCUCUGUUCUACCUGUCCGUCCCUGAUGUUUUCCAGUUGAUCAACUACUUCAGUUUUAACUACUGGUUGUUUAUUGGCCUGUCAAUAGCCAGCCAGAUCUACCUUCGCUUCAAAGCUCCUGAUCUGCACCGACCUGUGAAGCUAUCUUUGUUCUUUCCGAUAGUUUACUGCGUGUGCAGCAUUUUCCUGGUGGUGGUGCCUCUCUACAGUGACACUGUCAACUCUCUGGUAGGAAUUGCUGUGGCGCUGUCUGGCGCACCAGUCUACUUCUUGUGCAUCUACUUGCCGCCCAGCUCCAGACCAGCUUUCCUUGGACAAAUACUCCAUAAGAUCUCUCUUUACACCCAAAAAAUGUGCAUGUGCUGCGUGGCCUCCCCAGAUAUUGAUCUGGACAACAUUGACCCAGAAAAGAUCGAAUAACAGAGCCACAGACAACUCUGAAGUACUGUGCGAAGAGAUGUGAAGAUGAUGAAUACAUGAAGGAAGCUGCAGACAAUCAGAAUCCGGAUGAGUAAGGCUUAAUUGAUUAAAUGAAGAGGAGAAACUGCACAGAUUAGUUCCACACACUUCUAUUUCUUCUCCUCCUCCUCUUCCUCCUCCUCCUCCUCUCUCAAACAUGAGCCAUACAAAUAACAGAGCAGGAUUUUACUGAGAAUGAAUUUUAACUUUGUACACAAACCCUCACAAAAUCCCUCCACACAUGCCUAAACACUGCAACUCACACACGCACAUAAGCUGAUGGAAAACCUUAGGAUGACACUGCAACAUAUGGAAAUUAACAACCCAGUUCAGAAGGAGUUGAGUCAGCAGAGAUGGUGAUUUAUUCAUAAACAGGAGGUAGCUACAGCCAGUACACAGAUAGAGUAGAAAAACAUUUGUUAUAUGCCUUAAAUCUGUUGUAUCAUGUUUCUCAUGUUAAUGAGCCUUAAAAUGAAGCUUGUGACCCCUUGUCACAGGUUACAAAUGUCAGUGGGUCAUUUUUCUUCUUAUUUGAACAUUUUUAGGGACAUUAAGAUCAGAAAAUUACUCAGUAAUUCACAACCAAAAAGCCUUGAUUAGCAAGAAGUUAGAAUUAUUAAUAUAAUUUUUGCAACCCAGCGGGAGGUUCACGAAUUCAUGGGCUAAAUACUGAAAGGUGGGGACCUCAUAUUUGUGAUCAGUUUGCAUUACCAUCAGAUCGGCAGCUCACCAGUGUGCGAUACGUAACAUUUGAAUUGUUUUUCAUUUCAGAGCUAAGAGGAGUUUAAACAUCACUGGUGUCCAGUCAGUAUGACAACCAGAAAGUGAGUCCACAGAACGCUAUGAACUGCGAUCAUUUUGCACAUUUUCUGUUUCAUUGUACAAGAACCUCAUUUAUACUCAUAGAAAGCUUUAUUUAGAACCGUUACUGAACUGAAGGACCAAAUGGACAGGUGAACAGGUUUUAUAAUAAUUAGCUAUUUAAGAAGGAGAGAUUGAUUAUUUACGAAAGUACUGUGAUUUCUUUCACCCUGUUUAAAUGCGCUAUCAUGUGUCCCUUAACUCUUUUUAAGGAUUUAAUUUUAAAUCUGUCACCAUGUGCACCCUGCUUUUCUUCCUCCUACAUAGGCAUGUGAAGCAAAACGUUUCAGCCAAAUUCCUUGUUUGCAUCUUCAGGGCUAUAUUUAAUUCCUGAUGCCUUCCAGUAGCUAAUAUCAACUUCUAUGUGCAAGCGACAAGAUUUUCCCGAGUCCUUUUAUAAUUUAUGCGUUUUUGCUUCUACUGUUACUGUCAUUUGUCACCUCGCCCUUCAUUUUCAUACAUUCACAAACACACACGUUGGUGAGAGGAGUGUUCGUGUUACUGAUAUCAGCAAGAUUUUUAAACAUUUAAAUUCAUAUGUACUGUUUAUAGAUAAGCAAAUGUAUCUGAUGAAGACAACUCCUGGUUGUUUUUCUUCAUAUUGGGGUCUUUGUAGUUACAAAGCUCAGGAUCAGCCAUGCUGAUGUGCACAUGUUGUUGCUGAUAUUUAUUAACUUUCUUUUUUUACCCACUGUUGUCUUAAGAGUUUGUAUCACAGAUAGGAUAUUUAAUGUAGUAUCGCCUCUUGAAUAGAUCACCAACUUGGACUAUUUAUUCACAGUGCAUAACCAAAGGUUUUAAACAGGCUGAGAGUCGGACCAUCUUUCUGCUCACAGAGUCGUGAGCCUGUAGCAAAGUGUCUCUGCUUUCUAGUGUAGAAAAUCAUAGCUGUAGUAUAUUAAACUACAGGUAGAAGGUAAAGUCAAACUUUGGUGUCUGUGUUGUAUGUGCCUUCUGUGAAUGUGGUCUGCCAAAGGCCUGGUCUAUUUUUGAUAUUGUAAUUUUUGUGUACAGUGUCUUAAGGACAGUCAUAUUGACACACAUUGCUGUAGGGUUUGUCUAAAGUUCUUCAGGUCGAUAUCCUCAGUUAAUUUUCUUUUCUGAAGUGGCUUUACCAGCCAGAUGUUGUAAUUGAAGUCUAUUAAAGCAACACUAUGGAACUUUUGCUGAGCAACAGCAGCCUCUGCAGCCCUAAGUGGUAAUUACAGGACGCUGGUGCAUUUAAUUCUCCUAGCUACAAGCCUGGGUGGUUACAGGUAUUGGAAGCAGCAGAUCCCUAGAAGCAAACGGCUCAUGUACUGAAAACAAAGCAAGGACUUGAUAAAUGCAAAAGAAUUACCAAGCUAGCUUCUUGUGUGUAACUCGUUACACACUUCUCCUGGGCGAUCACACCCACUCAACCCAAGUUAAUAGUACAAGAAACAGGUAUUUGGGGCGCAGAGUGGGGAUGAAAGAGGCACCAAUUACAGGCCAGUGUACCAUCAAAAUGAUUUUUAAGCUGUUGUUUUUAGGUACCAUAGCUGCAUAAUGUUGCUUAGACUUUCAGCAGGAAAUAAUCAGGCCUCUGCUUGAUCCAUGUUUAGUAUCUUUACACAAGCACUUCUGCUACACCAGCCAACAGAAGCACACCAAUAUUUGUUCAAUGUUGCUUUUUCUGGGGUUAAAGUUGUCAUUUAAACCAAGCUAGUCUGUUGUGUGUUGUUAAAAAGAAAAUCACUAUAAAUCUGUAGUACAGAAUCUAUUUCUAUAUACUGUCAUGUUAUAAACUGUAAUAUACUCAAACCACAGGACUUGAAUGUUGCAGUGUAACACAUUGUUGUGUUUCAUUAGGUACCAAAUAUUUGUUUUCAGGUGGGAAUGUGUUUGUUGACAAAGUUGUGUUCAGUGUAUUUGUAGAGUUGUGUCUUAAGUGCUUGCUCUGUUCACUGUUUUUAUUUAUUAUAUUUUGGACGUGAACAAAGUGGUGAGAAGUUUUUGAGAGCAGGAAGUCUUGUGUGUCCAAACUGAGGCGGGAGUGUGCUGUGUGUUUUAUUUGAAUAAAGGCAAGUACAGAAUGUGCAUCAUAAAUAUUUA
This is a messenger RNA of Lates calcarifer (barramundi perch), 5222 nucleotides long. RefSeq names its product Y+L amino acid transporter 2-like. NCBI's taxonomy places the organism in Eukaryota, Metazoa, Chordata, Actinopteri, Centropomidae. Gene Ontology annotation, cellular component: membrane. The record is from RefSeq and is a predicted model, not a curated record. Gene Ontology annotation, biological process: amino acid transmembrane transport. Gene Ontology annotation, molecular function: basic amino acid transmembrane transporter activity; L-amino acid transmembrane transporter activity.